CCAAUUUUUCCUCAAUUCAUUCGGAACAUUUCUAAAUUUUCUGUAGCUUCUUCGGAGGCUACAUAAAAUGUAUAUUCAUCAGGCGGAUUUUAGUCCAACGAGUGUUAACAGAACAUUGAAGGUAGAAGAGUAAACAAAGUUUAUAUCAGGGGAAGUGACAUGGAUCUUGCUGUACAAGGUUCAAAAGGAAACACACUAAUGGUGGUUGAUAAUGGCAACACAUCAAAUGUUCAUGAUGACGACAGAAAUGUCCGAACUACAGAACUUGAUGUCUUGACUCAUAGGAAUCACUUUUCUGGUGGAAAAUCCCUACAGUUAUCCUGUGCAGAAGCCCGUGUAGUUGCUCCCCGAGAUGAUGACGAUGUGCAGAGACUUGAAAGAGAUUUUGCAAAUCUGAAUCCAAAAAGCCCACUUAGUCCUCCUAAUCUAGAUGUCCAAAAGGAGUUUUCUAAUCCAUUUCAAGUCCCAGACCAGCUUGAUGGGAAACCUAUGAACGAUGCAAGGUGUGACCCAAGAUACAUUCCACAGACUACAACAAAAGCUUAUCAGCCAACAGACUCUCAAUCAAGAGUUCGACAGCCUAGUGAUGCCCGCCAAUCACAUGGUAUGGUUGCACAAGCUUCUGGUGGUAUCAGACAACCAUCAAAAGUCCAGGUUGUAGGCAAUCAGAAAGAACUCAGUCAGAAAAUUGUUGCUGCUCAAAUACAGCAGCUGGCACAGAGUCACAAAGAGCCAUGGAAGGUAGAUCUGAUUAAAAAGAUUGUCAGACAGUAUCAGAAAGCAAACCGAUGUGUCCCUGUUUCACCAGACACAGAUAUAGAAAAUACUUUCGAAGCACCAAAGGAGAAACAGUUCCAAUUGCAUGUUGUUCCUGAUGAAAUACCAGAAGAGGAUAUGACCAUCACAAUCAGUGAUGACAGUUCAUAUCACGACAUCCGCCCAGAAAGUAAACCAUCUAUUGGAAAUGUACAACCGCAACCAGAGUUGAGAACCUUAAGUUGUCAGCCCUCGAGUGCUGAUACAAAUGACAUUCACCCUAGCAAAAUGGCCAUAGAACUAUUAAAUGGUUCUAAUUACUUCAGAAAGCAUGAAUUCAUGAAAGGGUAUGUAUUACCCGGUACACAGCAAUCCUUGUCACACCUGUUGAGAGUUUAUACAACACAGCCUGCAGAGUUAGCUAUUGGUUGUCAUGGUAUUCUGACAACUCGAAACAACCAGCCAACUGAGUUAGGAGAAUAUGAGGAAUUAGAAGGUCCUGGCAAUGGUCAUAAGUUUAUCAAAAUUGCUGGUCGUGGAUCAUAUGGCUGUGUCAAACUUUUUCAAGACAACAUGACCAGAAUGGAAUUUGUUAAGAAAGAGAUAUUCAAGCAAGAUAAUAUCUUUCUGUAUGAAGUAAGAAUACUUAGUGAGAUCCACCACAUGAACAUUGCUGAAUUGUAUGGCUUUGUUUUGAGAGAUGGUGUACCAGAAAUACUUAUGGAAUAUGCAGGAAUUAGCCUGAUUGAGUACACCACAACAGCAGACCCGUCUUCUGAUGAUCUGAAAGAAGACAAGAUCAUUGAUAUGUUAUACCAAGGAUUGUCUGCUCUUGAGUAUCUAGACAGCAAGGGGGUCAUUCAUUAUGAUAUUAAACCUGAGAAUAUCUGCAUUCUUAAGAGAGAGAGUGACAUCUGCCUUAAAAUAACUGAUUUUGGAUCAGCCAAGAAAGUUACAGAACCACCUGACUUCAUGGGGUGUACAGUGGAGUACUUAUCUCCAGAACUGGGAAUCCAGUUAAUUGCCUCCAAGUAUCAGUCAGGAGUGAUGAAUCUAUUCAACUUUGAUACAGCAGAUUUUGUUAUGUCUACCAAGUCAGAUAUUUUCUCCUUGGCAUUGUCAAUUAUGUUUGUCUACAGAAGGGGACAUGUGGUUAUCUCCCUUUUCAACAAUGGGAAUAUGUCAUACAAUGGCCUAGAUGCUGGCACUAUUAAUAAACUCAGACAGACCAUACUUGUUUCUUUGGCAAAAAAUCCGUCAUUAGUAAAAACUUGUUUGAUACCUGAUGCUUGCUGUAGUGAAAUGAAAAGCAUCCUUAAAGAUAUGGUGGCAGAAAUCCCACAACGAAGACCUACAGCUACACAACUUAAAAACACAAUGGAUGAUGUACUAAACAGGAAGAAGACCCCAACAGACAUGCCAUUUUUCAUUAGUUAUGGAUCUUUUAAUGAAGACAGACAUCUGAGCCUCACAAGACAACUUAGUUCUAAGAGUGCAGUAGGACAGAAUACCAGUUACACAGGAGCUAUUAGAGGAAACAGCAUGACUUUCAAAAGAAGAAUAUCCCGAGAUCAGAGUUCUCUCCCUUAUGGCUAUACUACACCACAGAAAAUGGAGACGAAUGAUGUUGAAGUUUUGUCUUAUCUUCAGGAAGUUGUUCCCAAGUUUACACAGAUUUGAAUGAAAUGAUUUAUCACAAGAUGAUUGUUUUUUUAAAUAGUAAUAAAGCAUAAACUUUGUUAAUGAAUUUUUACCAAAAAAUAUAGAGUAUAAAAUUAAGAAGAAUUGAUAAAAAGCAUAAACAAAGAAUUUUAAAAAAAACAAUUAAAAGGAAUGGGAAUUAUAAAGUUGUAUUAAAUUUUAUAUAUAAACAAGACCAAUACCAGGUCUGGACCUGUGUCUCUGCAUGCAAUUGAUUGAGGUAACAUGUAUACUGGAGCAUGACUGAUCAUUCCCUUUCACUGAAGCCAAGAAAACUAGUCAAAAUUUUCCAUGUACAAUGAGUGAUGUAAUAUUUCAAAAACAAUUGAAUAUAUAUUUAAAUCUGUUGACUUUUUUACUUUUUGAAAAAAAAAUUUCAUCUUGUGAUAAAAGAAGGGGAGACAAUCAGUAGAAUAUUAUAUUAUGAUAGUGUGUUAGUGGAAAAAUUAUGUGACACAGAACUGAAUAUGUAAAAUGUAAAUACAGAUUUUCUUACCAUUUUCAUAUUUUCAGCAACACAAGUUUUGAGACGAACAGUUUGAUGGGUUUCUGUUUGUCUUGACCUGUGUUUGCUUUGAGAUAAUGCUUAUUGGUAAAUAUUUACCAUUAUUUUAUGUAUUCAUAUGAAAGACCUUUCAAAAAUGUUUUUAUUCUGACAAUUAGUUUUAGAGUUUACAAAUAUAAUAAUUUAGUUUUUUAUUUGAAAUUGAGAAAAAAAAAUGAAAAUGCUUUAAAAAUAGCAGAAAAUAAAUCUAGAAUGAAGAACAAAAUUUGUUUAAAUUGUGAUUUUUGUCAGUAUUUUUGAAAAGUUUUCUUUAAGUAUAUGAUAAUCAUGUUAUCACAUUAUAAUAAUACAUUGUUAUAGUUGUUAUUCAUACAUUGUCUUUUUCUUUGGUCUCACAGUAUCACACUUGAACCUAUUGAUUAUCACAAAGUUAAAUUUGCUUACAAAGGAAACAAUCUAAGAUAUGUAUGGGUAGUUUCCAACAACAAAAAAUUAAUGUAACCAGAGGAAUCCAGAAAUUCAGACCAAUAAAGUGCACCUUAAUAUUUGUUACCAUGCAUUAAUAUUUCAUCAAUAAAAAUCAUUGAAUCCAGAA
Messenger RNA from Mytilus californianus (California mussel), 3557 nucleotides. Its product is annotated as cAMP-dependent protein kinase catalytic subunit-like. The record is from RefSeq and is a predicted model, not a curated record. The coding region runs from base 160 to 2436 and encodes 758 amino acids. Gene Ontology annotation, cellular component: cytoplasm. Gene Ontology annotation, molecular function: protein serine/threonine kinase activity; ATP binding. Gene Ontology annotation, biological process: protein phosphorylation. The transcript has 10 exons. Lineage: Eukaryota; Metazoa; Mollusca; Bivalvia; Mytilida; Mytilidae.